Molecule: messenger RNA, 3376 nt
Organism: Folsomia candida
Lineage: Eukaryota; Metazoa; Arthropoda; Collembola; Entomobryomorpha; Isotomidae
Product: delta(24)-sterol reductase
Exons: 7
Coding region: 1766-3271 (501 amino acids)
Biological process (GO): steroid metabolic process
Cellular component (GO): cytoplasm; membrane
Molecular function (GO): Delta24(24-1) sterol reductase activity; FAD binding
Source: RefSeq, a predicted model, not a curated record
UUCGACGUGUCUUAUGGAGGAAACAAUUGCAUAAUGAAGUAAAUCGAGCAAUAUCUGCUUUAGUUUGGCAAAAUUAUGUUCCUCGUUGCUUGUCAGUUGUAACUUUCUUCGUGUCACUUGUCCCGAGGAUUUGUAUUUCUGCCUGUGAGUUACAUAUUUACAUAUUUCCGUCAGACAGAAAACUCCUGACGAACUACUUGAACACCGCGUUCGUGGGAAAUUAGGACUUGGAUUAUGCAAGUCCUUCCGCUUAUCUAUAUUAUAAGAGGCAAUGUCUGUUGGCAACGGAAGUGAAAGUAAAUCUGUCUGUGACGGAAGUUUGUCCGUCACGGAAGUGAAAGUAGUGAAAGCCAAGUUUCGAAUGGCGCGAAAAUUCAAAAACUUUAAUUUAAAAUAUAAAUGUUGGUUAUCAAGGUGUGGCGACCUGGUGGGGUUAUCAAGGCUUUGCUGCCUGAUGGUGGUUAUCGAGUUGUGGCGGCCUGGUGGGGUUAUCGGGUAUUUGUUCCCUGAGGGUGGUUAUCGGGUCUUUUCUGCCUGAUGGUGGUUAUCGGGUCUUUGUUGCCUGAUGGUGGUUAUCGGGUCUUUGUUGCCUGAUGGUGGUUAUCGGGUCUUUGUUUCCUUAUGGUGGUUAUCGGGGUGUGGCGCCCUGGUGCUGGUUAUCGGGUCUUUGUUGCCUGAUGGUGGUUAUCGGGUCUUUGUUGCCUGAUGGUGGUUAUCGGGUCUUUGUUUCCUGAUGGUGGUUAUCGGGGUGUGGCGCCCUGGUGCUGGUUAUCGGGUCUUUGUUGCCUGAUGGUGGUUAUCGGGGUGUGGCGCCCUGUUGGUGGUUAUCGGGGUGUGGCGCCCUGUUGGUGGUUAUCGGGGUGUGGCGCCCUGUUGGUGGUUAUCGGGGUGUGGCGCCCUGUUGGCGGUUAUCGGGGUGUUUCGCCCUGUUGGUGGUUAUCGAGGUGUUACGGCCUAAUGGGGGUAUUUGGGUGUCGUGGCCAUUGUCAGUACCAUUGUUAGUUUAUUUGGGGGGUUAUCUUAUUGCGUGCCGCUGCCGUUGGCAUUGCCCUUUUCCAGCAGAAUAUGUAAUAAUGCAUAUGCGGUAAAGCAAUCUUAGUUAUCUGCCUAAUUUUAUAUACUAGCGGUGCCAGUGGCAGUCUUAAUUGGUAGACGCGUAUCACCCAGUUAGACUGCCACUAUUACUGCCAGUGGUAUAGGCAGUGCCCAAGGCAGACCGACCUGGCAGAGACGACUGAAAUGCCAAAUUUAAUGCCAGACCCCCUGCCACUGGCAAUGGCAGUGCCUAUGGCAGCUUGGACUAGGAGAUGACGGAGCCAAGAAGGGAAGGGUGCCAGACACACUGCCACUGGCAAUGGCAGUGCCUAUGGCAGUUUGGACUGGCAGAGAUGACUGAGCCAAGAAGGGAAGGGUGCCAGACACACUGCCACUGGCAAUGGCAGUGCCUAUGGCAGUUUGGACUGGAAGAGAUGACUGAACCAAGAAGGGUGGGGGUGGAAUUAUAAAUGCCGAAAGGUUCAGCUAAUAUUGCAGACAAUUUAAAUUUAAUUUGGUGAACAUUGAAAACUAAAUCAACUCUCGCCUGGCGGUAGACGGGCUUAUACGCUAGUAUGUAAAUAGGUAAAUAUGUAAGUACAUGGUUUUCAUUAUAUUAAGCUCAGACUAGUACUUUUUACCAACAGUUGACCACAAUUACAUAAUUUAAUUAUUAAUCUCCAGAGCCAUUCAGCCCGCUGAAAGACUGCAAAUCCACCCAUUCGUGACAAUGCAUUGGUUAUUUCGCUUAUUCAACUACAUUGCAGUAUUUGCACUUCAUAUGCUUUGGGUGGUAGCAUAUUUCCCAGUUUUUCCAAUCUUCCGUUUGUGGCGAUAUUUCUCUUUGGAGAGUGAAUUUGGGCUGGAAACUAAUUUAGAGGAGCAUACAAAAGGGGUGGUCAAGGUUGUGAGGCAGGUCAGGAAAUGGAGACGAAAUGGAGAGAAGAAGAAAAUGACGACGGGAAGGCCAGGAUGGAAGAGUAUUUCCAUCACGAAAACGGAUAAGUCGGUCUACUACCCGAUUAAUGUUGAUCUGAAUGGAAUUAUUUCGCUUGAAGAAAACGAAGUGACGGUGACCGUCGAACCAGGCGUGAUGAUUGGGCAGUUAACUCGAUACCUGUUCAAAAGGGGGUGGACUAUUCCCGUCGUGCCAGAAUUGGACUCCCUCUCGAUAGGAGGUCUAAUUUGUGGAGCUGGACUAGAAUCGAGCUCCCAUAAGUAUGGAGUCCUGCAUGACACGGUAAUCUCGUACGAAGUUGUUCUUCCAGAUGCAACCGUGGUUACUUGUUCCGAGGAAAAUGAUCCCGACCUAUUUCAUGCAAUUCCUGGAUCAUAUGGAACAAUUGGUUUCUUAACUGCUGUAACAUUCCCACUAAUUCGGGCCAAAAGGUUUGUCCAAAUUGAUUAUCGUCCCGCGUCCUCUAUCACGCAAUUCAAUUCAAUGCUGAAAACUGAACCAAACCACGAUUUUGUUGAAGCUUUUGCUUAUUCCAAGAACGAAAUCGUCGUCAUGUUUGGCGACAUGGUUGACACCGUCGCACCCGGCGCAAGUGUAAACUACAUCAAUCGCUGGUACAAACAUAUCUUUCACAACCACGCCCACUCCAUAUUAAAGAAGGGAAGAGACUCAUAUGUCGAAUACGUUCCCUUGAUCGACUACUAUCAUCGCCACUCUCGAGGAAUUUUUUGGGUUUUUUCGGAAAAUUUUGUACUUCUGAACUAUUCUGUGUUUCUGUUUCUUUUUGGAUGUAUGCUAAAUCCAUACAUCCCGUCGCAAAGACUCAUUCCAAACGUUGCGUGGAACUUCUUGACCAGUGGGCAGGUCGUACAGGAUUACGUCGUCCCUUUCAAAACUGCGCAAAAAUUUUAUGACAUGGCGGAUGAACUUGUUCAUGUUUACCCAGUGUGGCUUUGUCCCGUAGAGUUGAAGAGAAAUUCGACCAUGUUUCGACCACCUGGCGAUGUCGACUACCUGGACUUUGGAUUUUAUACUUAUCCUAAAGCAGAUAAUUUUCAUCCCGUCAAAACCUUGGAGGCCAUGGAAGCCGAGGUCAUCAAAUGCGACGGAUUUCAAGGACUCUAUGCGGACUGUUUCAUGUCGAGAAAACAAUUCCGUGAAAUGUUUGACACGAGUAUUUACGACAAAGUUAGAAAGAGUCGUGGUUGCUGUUACGCUUUCCCAGACGUGUAUGAUAAAGUUGGACCAAAGUCUGCCGGUUUGAUUGCAGAUACGUGAGAGUAGAUAUUUAGCUAAAUAAAUACAAUUAGAUAAUUUACAAACAUAAUGAUAAUUAUUUCUUACGUAAUUGAAACAAUAUAAAAGAUGGCAUGUGCUCAAGUG